UCAGGGAGUGGGGCUAUAUAUUCUCCCUCAGAAAUAAUGAACGUUGAUUGCGGGUUUUCUACAUCCCAAACUGGCAACCUGCAUGUUGUUCAGUGGGAGGCGCUAGUCCGCAGUAGUUUCUGGAAGGAACCUCAUGCUUGCACCAUGGAGAAAGUUUCAGCAUUGAAAGACCAAGGCAACAAGGCGCUGAGUGCAGGAAAUAUUGAUGAGGCUGUACGUUGCUACACCGAAGCUGUGGCCCUCGACCCUUCAAACCAUGUCCUGUUCAGUAACCGCUCAGCUGCCUACGCCAAGAAAGGCAACUACGAGAAUGCUCUCCAGGAUGCCUGUCAGACCAUCAAGAUCAAGCCUGACUGGGGCAAGGGCUAUUCCCGCAAAGCUGCAGCACUGGAAUUUCUUGGCCGAUUGGAGGACGCUAAAGGAACUUACCACGAGGGACUCCGGCAAGAGCCAAAUAAUCAGCAGCUAAAGGAGGGUUUACAGAACAUUGAAGCCCGGCUUGCAGAGAAAUCAAUGAUGAACCCCUUCGCCAUGCCCAACUUGUAUCAGAAGCUGGAGAAUGAUUCUCGGACCCGUGAGCUACUGUCAGAUUCCAGCUACAGAGAACUGCUGGAGCAGCUCAGGAACAAACCAUCGGAGCUUGGCACGAAGCUGCAGGAUCCCAGAGUGAUGACCACUCUCUCUGUGCUGCUCGGACUGAAUCUCUCUGAGAUGGAAGAAGAUGACGAGCCCACUCCCCCUCCUCCCACCAAACCCAAAGACACUCAGCCACCUCCUCCCAAAGAGGAAGACCUUCCCGAAAACAAGAGAAAGGCUAUGAAAGAGAAGGAACUUGGGAAUACUGCAUAUAAGAAUAAGGACUUUGGUGCAGCGCUGAAACAUUAUGAAGAAGCAAUCAAACAUGACCCCACCAACAUGACCUACAUAUCUAAUCAAGCAGCUGUGUACUUUGAGAAGGGAGAUUUUGAGAAGUGCCGAGAGCUGUGUGAGAAGGCCAUCGAUGUUGGCAGAGAGAACCGGGAAGACUACAGACAAAUUGCAAAGGCCUUGGCUAGGAUUGGAAACUCAUACUUCAAGCAGGAUAAAUACAAAGAAGCAGUUCAGUAUUUCAACAAGAGUUUGACGGAGCAUCGUACACCCGACGUUUUGAAGAAGUGUCUACAGGCAGAGAAGAUCUUGAAGGAGGAGGAGAAACAAGCCUACAUCAACCCUGACUUAGCACUGGAAGAGAAGAGCAAGGGCAACGACGCCUUCCAGAAAGGAGACUACCCCUUAGCCAUGAGGCAUUACUCCGAAGCCAUCAAGAGAAACCCCGGUGAUGCCAAACUCUUCAGUAACAGAGCUGCCUGUUACACAAAGCUGUUGGAGUUUCAACUUGCCCUGAAGGAUUGUGAAGCGUGCAUCAAACUUGAGCCCGCCUUCAUAAAAGGCUACACGCGUAAAGGAUCUGCCUUGGAGGCCAUGAAAGACUUUACAAAAGCUAUGGAUGCGUACCAGAAGGCUCUGGAGCUUGAGCCUUCCUCAAAGGAAGCCACAGAAGGCCUGCAGCGCUGUAUGGUCAGUCAGACCAUGAGGAAUGACAGUCCCGAGGAUGUGAAGAAAAGGGCCAUGGGUGAUCCCGAGGUGCAGCAGAUUAUGAGUGACCCUGCCAUGCGCAUGAUCCUUGAGCAAAUGCAGAAGGACCCUCAGGCGCUUAGCGACCACUUAAAGAAUCCAGUCAUUGCUCAGAAGAUUCAGAAACUGAUUGAUGUCGGACUGAUAGCCAUUCGUUGAUGAAAACCAAGAGACUUCAAGACAACAAUGGAAAUUCCUCCAAAAUAUUACAUCCAACUUUCUUGCCUUCAAAUUCAAAAUUAUACUGUCGUUAGUCUCCCUGAGACUUUGUGUGUAUGUUAUGUUUUUUUUUUUUUAAUCAGUUUUGCAAUUUUUUCAUUGUAUUUAAGAAAGCAUCUUGUAUGUCAUCUGGAAAACUUUAGUAUUCCAGAAAGCACCAUAUGAAAAACAACUGGAUUUGUGUGUACAGAUGCUCAAUUACAUCUUAAAAUAAGCAGCACAAUUCCGUGCACCAGCACGCACAGUGUUUAAAGGGGAAAUCCACCCUAAAGCAGUUCACAUAUUCCUAUUGGUUCAAGGAAAUAUAAAAAACACUCAAAAUAAAGAUGGUAAUGUAGAUCACAAAUUGAAGUUGUCAACAUUGGUCACUGUUCUUAACUCUCUUGUCGUCCUCUUUUAGGCUUGACUAAACAUGGCGCUUUAACGCUGAGGUGUCCAGUUUGUUAGCCUCUCUGUUGGUCAUCUCCCACACCUCAGGUGGAAAGCUGAGUCUACUGGCCACUCACAUGCAGGUCCUGAAUCUUCUAAGCAUGUUAGGUAUUAUUUUUGUACUUAAAAUGCAAAAUAUUUGAAAUUAGUUUGUGAGCCUUGCUAUUUUUUUGGCUUAUCAGAUGGUAUUAUUUGUGUACAGCUAAUUUCAGGAAAGCGUUGAGCGUUUCCUUGAUUGUGGUGGCUAGAAGAUGGAGCUAGACAAAUUGUAACUGGGAUUGGAAGAACACUAUUCAAUGCCAUCAAGUGUCUAGGGAUAUAAGUGAUUUAAGAUUGAUUGUUAACGUUUUAUUAAACAAGUUCAUACAGCAAUUAAGGUAGCCAUGUUAUUGUUUUUUAAUAGUCAAAAAUUAAAAACUUGGAGGCAAAGCUCUUGUGCCAGUUGAAGUAUCAGCAAGACACAAGAAUACUGUGGAAAAUUCACUUCUCUGUGAGAACGAGCAUGGUGAGUUGACAUUGUCAUGAUUUGGCGAUCAAGUUUAAACUUGGCCACAAGAGGUUUGUCGAUAAUUCAAGUCAAUAGUAGAUGCUUUUGACUGGCCUUAAAUAUUAGUUUUCCCAAACCUGAAAGUAGAGGGCUGCUGUUCAAAAUGGGACAACUUGCCUGGCUUGAAUAUUACAAGACAAUGGGAAUACUGUGAAAGUUAAAGGGUGGAUUUACCUUUCUAAACUAGCAACUAUUGGUUGAUUAAUGGGGGUCAUAAUUUUCUCACUUCAUGAUGCAUCUUUAAUGUUUGUCGGCUUGUCUUGUUAGAGUACUGAAGCCCCACUGCUACCUGUCUCUACUUCCUAAUAUGCCCAGCGAGGCAGUUCCUCCCACAGCGGCAGACUGCUCGGCGUAUGAUGAAGUGUUAAUACUGCUAUGACACGUGACUUCAGAUACCUCAAAGUCAACACAUCGUCAUAGUAUCUCUGUGCUAUGGUUUCCAAGAGGGAAUCAAAUAUGUUAGAAAUUAACUGUGACACUUUUUCUUUUCACAUUAACACAGCAGAAAUCUAGAUUUCCCUGUAAUUUAUGGCAAAGAACACCGCAGAAAUGGAAGGCGAGGGCAUUUUUACGUCAAAGUCCCAUUGUAAUCACAAACUCCACGACAAACGUGGAACUCACAUGAUGUAAUAGAAACUCCCAAGAAGUGUCAUGUACCAAUGGAAAUCAGUUGUACAGUGAAAUAUACAGUAUCUGAAUGUAUUUUAAAGGUCAGUGGUGGCUUUUUGUUUCCUAUAAGACCAACAAUGUUGACUUGACAGUGACUCAAUGCAGUAGUAAACCGGCAUUUUAUAGUAAGGGCUUAGUCAGUGUGAUUUUAAAACCUUACAGUAACACCAAUAAAAAAAUACAUUGAGAGAUUCUUCAUACAAA
Sebastes umbrosus (honeycomb rockfish) is the source of this 3682-nucleotide messenger RNA. It is a transcript of the gene stip1, whose product is annotated as stress-induced phosphoprotein 1. The record is from RefSeq and is a predicted model, not a curated record. The transcript is spliced from 14 exons. Bases 37 to 1773 code for a protein of 578 amino acids. Lineage: Eukaryota; Metazoa; Chordata; Actinopteri; Perciformes; Sebastidae. Gene Ontology annotation, molecular function: Hsp90 protein binding.